This is a messenger RNA of Nasonia vitripennis (jewel wasp), 2775 nucleotides long. It is a transcript of the gene Spg7, whose product is annotated as paraplegin. Bases 245 to 2614 code for a protein of 789 amino acids. Gene Ontology annotation, cellular component: membrane; m-AAA complex. Lineage: Eukaryota; Metazoa; Arthropoda; Insecta; Hymenoptera; Pteromalidae. The transcript is spliced from 10 exons. Gene Ontology annotation, biological process: mitochondrial protein processing; protein-containing complex assembly. The record is from RefSeq and is a predicted model, not a curated record. Gene Ontology annotation, molecular function: metalloendopeptidase activity; ATP hydrolysis activity; ATP binding.
CAUUGUAAGAUUUGGAAAGGUUUUCAAUACAAUAUGAAGUAUGAAGAUCCCGGCAAAGCUGAAGUUUCUUCUGCUACUCAUUGCAGUUAUCAAUUAAAGACUCCAUACUUUGCUGAAGUGACACCAUUGAAAAUGGUUUUAACCUCCAAAUUGAUAUGCUCAAUUUGCUAAUAUUUAUUCUUGAAUCGAAGAAGUUGUCUACAAUAAAUAAUUAACAGGAUCGCAAGAUCAAAAGAACGUAAUAAUGCAGAACGUCCUAAAGUCAACAAAUCGAAGCAUGUUUCGAUCUCAUGUAAAUAUGUUGAAUUGUUUACAUCGACAUAUGACGAAAAAUAAUGCAAACUUGCAGCGAUGUCUGAAUAGCAACCAAAUCUCACAAUUGUUCAGAUCAAUGACUCACAAUACUAUUCGUCAAAUGAAAAGAGAGUACAGAGCUGUACAUGCGAUGCUGGUUCGCAGUGGUUUGUCCGAUACAUCCAGCAUAUGUCAACUUAAUCAUUGUAGGGCCCUGAGUACAUCCUGUGUAAGAUCAAUUCAAAGUAAUCCUGCCAAUCCCAGUAAUCCUAAUGAUCCCAAAAACCCUGCAUCUAAUGAAAAUAAAGAUCAAAACAAGAAAAAUAAUGAAAAGAAAGCAAGAGAGAUGAUGUUAAAAUUGGCUGCGUGGGCAAUGUUUUGCUACAUGAGCACAAUUUGGUUACUAUACUUUUUCACGGGAAAAACUACUGAAGAAGAAGAAUCACCCAGAUUUGUUUCAUGGAAUGAGUUUGUUCAUCAAAUGCUAGCCAAAGGAGAAGUAAAACAACUUAUUGUGAGACCAGAGUUAGACAUGGUAACUAUUAUACUUCAUGACGGUGCUGUUAUUAAAGGUAAAAAAAGCACAUUCAAAACUUACCACAUGGUUACACCAAACGCAGCAAAAAUUGAGGAAAGAGUACGAGAGGCUGAACAACAAUUGGGUAUCAAACCAGAAAUGGGAAUCCCUGUCAUUUAUGAUAGAGGAAAUACUGCUGCUGUACAUUUAGCGGUAACAGUUGCACUAACCAUAUUAUUCUUCGCUUUGAUGUCUCGAUUUUCCUCAAUGCGCGGUCAGUUCGGCGCUAAUAUGUUUACUCAAAUGACACGCGCAAAGUUUACCUUAGUAGAUCCUUUGACGGGUAUUGGCAAAGGAGUCCGAUUUGCCGAUGUGGCUGGAUUACAGGAAGCCAAGACUGAAAUAAUGGAGUUUGUAGAUUAUCUAAAAAGUCCUGACCGUUACAAGACUCUGGGAGCCAAAGUUCCAAGAGGUGCCUUACUUCUGGGUCCACCUGGAUGUGGAAAAACUCUUCUAGCUAAAGCAGUUGCAACGGAAGCGAACGUUCCAUUUCUAUCAAUGAACGGCUCCGAAUUCAUUGAAAUGAUCGGAGGUCUUGGGGCGGCUCGCGUUCGAGAUUUGUUCAAAGAAGGAAAGAAGCGUGCGCCGAGUAUAAUAUACAUCGAUGAAAUCGAUGCUAUCGGUAAGAAACGUUCAGAAUCAGCUGACAGAGGUGCAGGUCAAUCAACCGACGAAGGCGAACAAACGUUGAAUCAGCUAUUGACCGAAAUGGACGGUAUGAGCUCGAACCAAGAAGUUAUUGUUUUGGCUUCGACUAACAGGGCUGAGGUCUUGGACAAAGCUCUCUUGCGACCGGGUAGAUUCGACAGACACAUCCUUAUCGAUUUACCAACGUUGAUCGAGAGAAGGCAAAUUUUCGAACAGCAUCUUAAGGGAAUUGCCUUGGAGCACAAGCCGUCAACGUAUUCAAAUAGAUUAGCUUUCUUGACUCCAGGAUUCAGUGGAGCCGACAUAGCAAACGCCUGCAACGAGGCAGCUCUUCACGCAGCGCGUCUCAAAAAAAACAUGGUAACCGGUGACGAUCUUCUGUAUGCUGUAGAUCGUGUGGUAGCUGGUAUCGAAAAACGCGACAACACGAUCGCACCAUCAGAAAAACGAGUCGUUGCGUAUCACGAGGCUGGUCACGCACUGGUCGGUUGGCUGCUCGAACACACCGAUGCGCUGCUGAAGGUGACGAUCGUCCCCCGGACAAAUCGUGCUCUCGGCUUCUCCCAGUUUACGUCUUCCGAUCAAAAGCUUUACACCAGCGAACAACUCUUCGAGAGGAUGUGCAUGACUCUCGGCGGCAGAGUCGCCGAGAGUUUGACGUUCAAUAAAAUUACUACUGGAGCGCAAAAUGACUUGGAAAAGGUGACGAAGAUUGCCUACGCCCAAGUGCAGCAGUACGGUAUGGACCAGAUUGUUGGGCCGCUAUCUUUCCAUCCUGAGCAGACCGAUACUAAUACUCGUAAACCCUACAGCAAGAAGUUGGCAAAUUUGAUGGACCAGGAAGCAAGGACGAUCAUCACUCAAGCAUAUAAAAGAACUGAACAGUUGUUACUCGAAAACCAGGAUAAAUUAAAACUGCUUGCUGAAGGUUUGUUACAGAAAGAAACACUUACCUAUGAAGAAGUUGAAAAGCUCAUCGGCCCACCGCCGUUCGGUAAAAAGAACUUGGUCGAGCCAGCAGAUUUCGAAAAUUCGGUACCAGUACCCGAACCGCCGGAAUCAGAAUCGCCUCCUCCUCAGCCUGCUCCUGUAUAAUUAUUGAUAAUAAUCUGUUAUUGUAAUACCUUCAACAAGCGUACAUUCAUUUCUUGUCAGUGGCAUCGACAUUUUGUAACAUAUACCAGGAGAGUGCAUAGAGCUUUUGUAAUAUAGAGUGUUUUAAAUAUAAAUAAAUUAAUGCCAAUUAAUUCGAAAAA